AUGGAUGACGAAGAUGACGAGGACCAAACCGACCCUGACGAGGCCGACCAGGAGGACCAGGAUGAAGAUGGGGAAGACGGCGAUGGCCAUGAGGGGGCCAAGCGCAAGUGGGCCGGCGACGGUGUGUGCGACGCGGCGGCCAAGCGUCACUGCUGCAGUGACCAGGAGCAGCUGGCAGAGCGGGACGAGAGUGAGGGUGAGGACCAGGAAUGCGAGGAAGAGGCAGAGGAAGAGGACGACGAGUGAUGGCCGCCUUCGGUCUGUGCACAGUGCGUGCCAUCACGAUUGGAUGGGUGGGUGUCUGGGUGUGCCAACUGCCAAUGCUCUCGUGG
Messenger RNA from Vitrella brassicaformis, 332 nucleotides. Lineage: Eukaryota; Vitrellaceae. The record is from the annotation of a GenBank genome assembly.